Molecule: messenger RNA, 966 nt
Organism: Camellia sinensis
Lineage: Eukaryota; Viridiplantae; Streptophyta; Magnoliopsida; Ericales; Theaceae
Source: RefSeq, a predicted model, not a curated record
AUGGUGAAGAGAUUCAAGGUGUGGACAUACAGGGAAGGAGAGCAACCCUUGGUACAUGCAGGACCAUUCAAAGACAUCUAUGCCAUAGGACAGUUCAUGGCCUCCCACCCUGAUGAAGCCCAUGCGUUCUUCAUCCCCAUCAGUGUCGCUAACAUUGUUGACUUCGUUUACAUGCCCAUCACCAACUAUUCUCGUGAUCAGCUCCAAAAUGUGGUCAAUGACUACAUAGGCGUUGUGGCUAACAACGUUGUGGCUAACAAGUAUCCGUACUGGAACAGGAGCAAUGGAGCUGACCAUUUCAUGGAUUCAUGUCAUGAUUGGGGGCCAGAUGUUUCAAGUGGCAACCCUCAAUUCUUCAAGAACUUCAUAAGAGUACUUUGCAAUGCCAACACCUCUGAAAGCUUCCAGCCUGGAAGAGAUGUACCAAUGCCUCAGUUCUAUGGACCUGCCCAUAGGCUUGCCUCACCAAAUUAUGGCCAGCCCCCAAACAACCGUCCGAUCCUCGCCUUCUUCGCUGGUGGGGCCCACGGCGAGAUACGAGAAAUGUUAUUGGAUCAUUGGAAAGGCAAGGACAAUGAAGUCAUUGUACAUGAGUACCUUCCCAAGGGACAAAACUACACCAAGUUAAUGGGUCAAAGCGAGUUUUGCUUGUGCCCUAGUGGUUUUGAAGUGGCAAGUGCUAGGGUUGUUGAGGCAAUUUAUGCCGGUUGGAUACCGGUAAUUAUUUCAAAUAAUUAUGUGUUACCAUUAAGUGAUGUCUUUGAUUGGAGUCAAUUUUUAGUAAGUGUUUCGGUGGAUAAGAUACCCGAAAUUACGAGCAUUUUGCAAACAAUUCCUGAUUGGAAGUACUUAAAAAUGCAAAAGAGAGUGAGGGGAUUGCCACGGCAUUUUCUACUGAACCGACCGUUGCGGCCUUUCGAUGUAAUUCACAUGAUACUUCACUUCAGUGUGGCUGAGGAGGCUUAA